Plasmodium knowlesi strain H is the source of this 855-nucleotide messenger RNA. RefSeq names its product 50S ribosomal protein L10, putative. Gene Ontology annotation, molecular function: structural constituent of ribosome. The transcript has a single exon. Bases 1 to 855 code for a protein of 284 amino acids. Gene Ontology annotation, biological process: translation. NCBI's taxonomy places the organism in Eukaryota, Apicomplexa, Aconoidasida, Haemosporida, Plasmodiidae. Gene Ontology annotation, cellular component: large ribosomal subunit. The record is from RefSeq and is a predicted model, not a curated record.
AUGUUCUUGAAGCAGGCAGGCAAUAGACGUUUGUCCCUAACACUGCUGUGGUGUUUGCUUCACACGAUAUGUCUGCAUAGCAUCUGUGGAGGAAAUAUCUCCGGGGGGGUCUACAAAUUCGGUGCAGUAAAGGUGCCAGUUCAGUUAUCCUCUCCUUCCACAAGAAUAAUAACCAAGUGGAGAAAAAACAUAGGAGGAAGAAGGAAUGUGGACUACUCACAUUUUAUAAGGAAUACAAAUAUAUGUCAAAGGAAAAAGAGAAAAUCUAUUCCCAUAUAUAGCAGAAAAUGUAGUGGAUAUCGAAAUACCAGAGAAGGGAAAAAUGAAAUGAUAAGAAAAAUAAAAAGAAUUUUAAAAGUAACAAAACUAUUGAUACAGUUGAAUAGUUUCAAGUUAACUCCAAAUAUGAGGAUGGAUUUGUUGAUAAAUUUGCCCAGACCACAUGUACGUGUUCAUAUGGUUAAGAAUACGUUAAUGAAGCUAGCUGUUGAAAACACGCCAUUUGAAGCAAUCGUACCCUACCUGAAGGAAAGCAACAUCUAUAUGUUUAUCAUGGAUGAAAAAUACAUAGCCUUUACUCUCUAUGGAAAUAAAUCUUUCAGUUCAAUGUAUAAGGAAUACAAAAUAAACAACUGUAUCAAAAUGUCUGUUUAUGAAAAUACAAUUUUGAACAAGAGUGAAACGGAAAAUUUAAUAAAUUUAAAAACGCACAGUUUUUAUUUUGGACAAGUGGUGAACAAACUGGUCCAAUUAAUUGGGGACAUCCCUCGCUCCAUUAUGCAGGUCCCCGCCUCCAUAGCACGCGGUAUUUAUUUGCACACACAGAAGGGCACGAGUGAAGGGCAGACACAGUGA